Messenger RNA from Megalops cyprinoides (Indo-Pacific tarpon), 1842 nucleotides. RefSeq names its product crystal protein-like. The record is from RefSeq and is a predicted model, not a curated record. Gene Ontology annotation, molecular function: cholinesterase activity. The transcript has 8 exons. Lineage: Eukaryota; Metazoa; Chordata; Actinopteri; Elopiformes; Megalopidae. Bases 1 to 1842 code for a protein of 613 amino acids.
AUGAGGAACUGUAAUUUUAUAUUUUCCCUUUUUACCCUGGGCUUCCUUGUAUCUUGUGUGGGAACUACCUCUGACAAUGAAAUCAGCAUUGAGGCACUGCUAAGGACAAUCUCAUCGGGCCUAAGGAUUCGAAACGAGCCAGCUGUUCUUGAAAGCGCGCUCCAGUUUGAUGGAAGCGUUUUGGAGUCUUUGGAAAGCGAAAAUUCCAUUUAUUGGAGUGAUUCUGAGGACGGUUCUCGUGCUCCACUCAGUGACGGGCCUGUCCCCGACGGCCCUAAGAUUCAAACAAAGGAUGGAGUUCUCAGGGGGCUUACGUUAGACAAGGCAUAUGUUUUUUAUGGAAUUCCGUAUGCCAAUCCGCCAGUUGGCGCCCGCCGCUGGAAAGCGCCAACUCCCGUGACACCUUGGACAGGAGUCUAUGAUGCCACUUUCCCCAGGGCCGCCUGUAUGCAGGCUUGCAGCGGCCCAAUCUCAGACGAAUGUCCAGCCAAGGUCAGUGAAGACUGCCUGUACCUCAACAUCUUUGUGCCGAUGGUGGUUAACUUCUCGUCUCCCCUGUUGAGACCCUUGCCGGUGAUGGUGUGGAUACAUGGAGGGGACUUUAUUGCCGGCUCAGCCUCCAAGCCUUUAUAUGAUGGGAGGUUCAUCAGCAACUAUACUCACACUGUGGUGGUGAGUGUGGACUACCGCCUAGGGGCGUUCGGUUUCCUUGUCACCGGGAAAGACCCAAAAACUUCAGCUGUUGGAAAUUAUGGGAUCUUGGACCAGCAAGCAGCGCUCCUUUGGGUUCAACAGAACAUCGCUGUUUUUGGAGGCGACCCUAACAGGGUGACCAUAUUUGGGGAGAGCGCUGGGGCUCAGUCUGUGAGCCUCCACUUGAUGAUCCAGAGCAGUAAGCCUCUGUUUAAGCAGGCGGUCUUCCAGAGUCUGCCCUUCUCCAUCCCCCUGAAGACAAGACACGACGCACUGAAGCUGGGCAGGGACUUUGCCGAGCUGGCCAACUGCUCCGAGAUGGACCUGGUGUGCCUGCUGUCGCUCAGUCCGCAGGCUGUCCUCGCCGCCCAGAUUAAAGCAGGGUCUAAAAUUGUGAACCCGUUCCGGUUCCUGGAGGUGUUUGAGACCUGGGGGCCCUACAUCGAUGGGGAGCUGAUCAAGGAGCAGGCGGUGACCGCCUUCCAGAAGGGACACUGGCAGAAGGAGAAGCCUGUGCUGCUUGGGACUACAUCUGAGGAAGGGGUGGCCUUUGUGUAUGGAGUCUUCACCAAGCCUGUGUCUGCGCUGGAGUGCACCAUCUAUACCACAGCCAUCUUCAAACAGCAUGCCCUGCGGAUCCUCCACAAGUACCUGCCCCUGUACAAGGACUCAGACCGACGGGCCAUGCUGGCGCAGAUCGUGACUGACUACAUCUUCCUGUGCCCCUCGCGCAAGUCUGCCCGCAUGGGCGUGUCCUCCGGCAGCGGCGUGUGGAUGUAUGUCUUCGAUCACGCAGCAACCGACCACCAGGUGUGGAAGGGCCUGACCUUCUGCUACGGGCGCGUGUGCCACGGCGCCGAGCUGCCCUUCCUCUUCGGCUCCGCGGGCGUGGCCAACUUCACCUUCACGCCGCCCGAGAGGCUGCUCUCCAGCCGCAUGCUCUGCUUCUGGGGCGCUUUCGCCCACGGGGGCGACCCCGCCGCCCGGGCCGAGGAGACCUCCUUCUGCCGGCAGCAGCGGCCGCCCGCCUGGCCCCGCUACUCCGACACCAGCGGCUGGCUGGUGAUGAACCUCACCGAGCGCUCCCACCCGCAGGUGGGUACCCGCGACCACCUCUGCGACUUCUGGGACAAGCUGGGCAUAUAUUAG